This is a messenger RNA of Linum trigynum, 755 nucleotides long. The record is from the annotation of a GenBank genome assembly. NCBI's taxonomy places the organism in Eukaryota, Viridiplantae, Streptophyta, Magnoliopsida, Malpighiales, Linaceae.
GGCCUCCCUUGAUUGGAUUUACAUGUACUAAUUAGUAAUUACCAAUUACCACUCCUUGACUUACUCGGCUGACUGACGGCUCUGCUUCUGAAGCCUUUCCUUUCUCAAUUCUCCGGCGUGUUAAGACUUGAGAAACAAGAAGAAGAAGGGUAAACAGUAGCAGAAGCGGCAUCACAUAAGGAUAAGGUACUCUGAUUUUGGAAUAGUAUGAUGAAUCCGUUACCUUCUCUGUCGCGUUAGAAGUGGAAUUCUUCUGUUCUUCACUUUGGGCUUUUUUCCUCGAUCCUCCAUCUUCUUUUCGUGUGCCGUCCAACUGCUCGAUAAAAUGCCACACCCACUCAGUAAAGUAAACCAGUAUCAAUCCCGGAAUCAUGCACCACAACCCGCUGAUUUUCCAAUUUGUGGCCGGGGGCUUUUCUCAGGGAAACAGUGAGGGAGAGAGGAAAUGGCGUUAAGACGCUACUUUGGGUUCUCAGAGGGAGAACUGAUGAGGUCCGAUUGCAAGCCUUGCUCCAGGCUCAUGAGGCACACCGCUGGAAUCUUCUCCGUCGGUGGAGCAUUCGGAUUCUGGAUUCUAUGCAGGUUGCACUACGGUCCCAGAGUCACCACGCCGAGGGCGCUACGGUGGGCGGCUUGUGGAGCAGUCACCGUGAGUUCAUCCACAGCGAUGCUGGGUUACUGACAAAAUGGUCUCACGGGCAGAUGGAAGGACUCUGAAAGGAAAGAAGUGUACACAAUAUAGUAGAUAAUAUUUG